Striga asiatica is the source of this 1735-nucleotide messenger RNA. The record is from the annotation of a GenBank genome assembly. NCBI's taxonomy places the organism in Eukaryota, Viridiplantae, Streptophyta, Magnoliopsida, Lamiales, Orobanchaceae.
AAAUAAAACUCAUUCAAUUAAUUCUCAUUAUUUCUUCCGCGGAUAGUCCCAUGUCAAUGAUGUCAUCACCGGAAUAUUCCUUCUCCGGUCACAGGAGAUAGCUGCAGAGGAGGGUAGCCUCUUUAAACAAAGCUGCGGGAAUUUCUGGUCCUAUAUUGGCAGUACCGAAAAUGCCAUACCUCGUACGCGGGCAUUUGUUCAUCGGCAACAUUGGAGAUGCUGCAGAAGUUCUCCAGAAUGGAAGUGAUGACAUCACACACAUACUCUCGGUCCUAAGCUCAGCUUCCAUUUCUUUCUUCUCUGAGUGGUGAAGUGGGAUUUCAAUCUCAACUAAAGAAAUCCGGGAGGUUUUUGUUGGGGACUCUGAUUCAGAAAAUGGGUCCAAGAGCGCACUCUCACCGGAUCCUCUACUCACUCGAGUAUGCAGGUAACGAUUUGAAGAUUGUGAGGAUGGCAGUGCCUCUGAGGGAUAUGGAGAGCGAGGACUUGCUCGAUUAUUUGGAUGCAGCUUUGGAUUUUAUCGAAAAUAGUCGGAAUGAUAAUUCGGUUUUGGUUCACUGUUUUGCAGGUGUAUCAAGAAGUGCAGCUAUCAUUACAGCAUGCCUGAUGAAUAGUGAACAGCUCACUGUAGAUGAUGCUAUUGAGUCUUUGAGACAGAGCUGUGAAUCUGUAUGCCCAAAUGAUGGCUUCCUGGAGCAGUUGAAAAUGUUUGAAGAAAUGGGUUUUAAGGUGGAUCGUGAUAGUCCAAUAUACAAGCGCUUCCGCCUAAAAGUAUUAGGUGAGACCUAUAACCGUGGAGAGAAAAUAGAUAUUUCCAAGUUCGGGCGUGACCCGGGCUUCCCUGCUGAAAAACGUUCUUCCAAUUUCGAAAGAUUGACCAAUAACGAAGCUCGGCCUAAUACUCCUGCUUACCGUUGCAAGAAAUGCCGCAGGCUAGUUGCCUUGAAAGAAAUGUCGUGGAUCAUGUUCCGGGAGAGGGCGAAACGUGCUUCAAUUGGCGUAAAAGGAGUGGUACUUUUAGCAGAUCUGAAGAUAACGAGUGUUCUAUCUUUAUCGAGCCUCUUUGCUGGAUGAAAGCUGGUACAUUUUUUUUUUUUUGAUCGAGUCUUUCUCAUAGGGAAACUUAGUACGUAAAGUCGUGAACUUAAUCAUGAUAGUGAACUUUCUUAUGGUACACACAAGUUUGCACAUUUUCAUCAUAACUGCUGAAAUGGGACUUUCACACUAUCACUUCUAAACGUAGACGCGCUUCAAGUAAAGUUGUGAUGGUUUUGACUCGAGUUUCUUACUCAGGAACCAAACCUGAUUGAUUCUAGCUUUUACUAGCUUUACUGCCUAAUUGUUUUGAAAAUUAUUCAGUUGAAGAAGGUGGUCUGGAGGGAAAGCUAUCGUGCAUCAACUGUGAAGCUCGUUUGAGUUACUUCAACUGGUCCGGCAUUCAGUGCAGUUGCGGAAGCUGGAUUACACCUGCAUUCCAGCUUCACAAAAGCCGAGUCGACAUCAGCACUAUCUAGAAUCUUCUUCCCGGUUUUUUUAUCCGAUUUGUGGCUUUUUUUUCAUGUGAUUUGACUUUCCCUAGCAAAAGUAUAAUCGAAGUUAUAUAUCUGCGACUACAUUUUGUCCAGAGUACUUGGCAGUGUAAUACUGUGUACUGUCCUUUUGGAGAUUUGGCGACUUAUUGGAAAAUUUGGUCUUAUCUCUUUGAAGUGAUGAAAAUGAAAAUUGGAUUUUUGAA